AUGGUACUCUUCAGGCUUUCUCUAGGCUUUCUCAAGCGCGGCGGCAAGGCUAAGAAGAGUCGCGGUGUUGAAGAGCGUGAGAGACAACCCGCAUCCGUGCGCCUCGCCUCGAUAUUGGAACUGACGGAGGUCAUGAGCGGCCCAUCUGAACUCGGUCUUCGAACGCGAAUACCGAUCCCAGAUGAGUUCCUAGCUAGACAGUCAUACAUUGGUAAAGUGAAAUUCAGUGGGGAUGGGCAUCUCAAUUUCAACGUACAUCACGCAGGUCGUCGAUGA
Messenger RNA from Letharia columbiana, 276 nucleotides. RefSeq lists its product as uncharacterized. NCBI's taxonomy places the organism in Eukaryota, Fungi, Ascomycota, Lecanoromycetes, Lecanorales, Parmeliaceae. Bases 1 to 276 code for a protein of 91 amino acids. The transcript is spliced from 2 exons. The record is from RefSeq and is a predicted model, not a curated record.